Mandrillus leucophaeus (drill) is the source of this 861-nucleotide messenger RNA. Its product is annotated as olfactory receptor 52Z1-like. Gene Ontology annotation, biological process: G protein-coupled receptor signaling pathway. Gene Ontology annotation, cellular component: membrane. The transcript has a single exon. The record is from RefSeq and is a predicted model, not a curated record. The coding region runs from base 1 to 861 and encodes 286 amino acids. NCBI's taxonomy places the organism in Eukaryota, Metazoa, Chordata, Mammalia, Primates, Cercopithecidae. Gene Ontology annotation, molecular function: G protein-coupled receptor activity; olfactory receptor activity.
AUGGAAAUCCCAGGGCUGGAAGGCUUGCAUACCUGGAUCUCCAUCCCUUUUUCUUUUGUGUACACUGUGGCUGUUGCAGGCAAUAUCCUCUUGAUCUUCCUGAUCAUGACUGAGCACAGUCUCCAUGAGCCCAUGUAUCUCUUCCUAUCCAUGCUGGCCUCAGCAGACUUCCUGCUCUCCACCGCUGCAGCCCCUAAGAUGCUGGCUAUCCUCUGGUUCCACUCUACGGAUAUAUCCUUUGGUAGCUCUGUGUCUCAGAUGUUCUUCAUACAUUUCAUCUUUGUGGCAGAAUCUCCUAUUCUCCUGGCAAUGGCAUUUGACCUCUAUGUGGCCAUCUGUUACCCACUGAGAUACACCACCAUUUUAACCUCAUCAACCAUCAGGAAGAUUGGCAUAGCAACUGUGGUCAGGAGCUUUUUCAUCUGCUGUCCGUUCGUCUUCCUGGUAUACCAACUUACAUAUUGUGGGAGAAACAUCAUUCCUCAUUCCUACUGUGAGCACAUGGGCAUUGCCAGAUUGGCAUAUGGCAGUAUCAAUGUCAACAUCAUUUAUGGCCUCACUGUGGCCCUACUCUCUACAGGACUGGAUAUAGUGCUUAUCAUUAUAUCCUAUGUAAUGAUCCUUUACGCAGUGUUUCAGAUAUCUUCCUGGGCUGCCAGGUUCAAGACCCUUAGUACGUGUGGCUCUCACAUCUGUGUCACACUUAUGUUCUAUGCCCCAGCAUUCUUUUCAUUUCUUGCCCAUCGCUUUGGAGGUAAAACCAUCCCUCACCACAUUCACAUUCUAGUGGCCAAUCUCUAUGUGUUGGUGCCCCCCUAUGCUAAACCCCAUCAUUUAUGGGGUGAAGACCAAACAAAUUAA